Bombina bombina (fire-bellied toad) is the source of this 583-nucleotide messenger RNA. It is a transcript of the gene DPM3, whose product is annotated as dolichyl-phosphate mannosyltransferase subunit 3, regulatory. NCBI's taxonomy places the organism in Eukaryota, Metazoa, Chordata, Amphibia, Anura, Bombinatoridae. Bases 95 to 373 code for a protein of 92 amino acids. Gene Ontology annotation, cellular component: dolichol-phosphate-mannose synthase complex; endoplasmic reticulum membrane. The record is from RefSeq and is a predicted model, not a curated record. The transcript has 2 exons. Gene Ontology annotation, biological process: GPI anchor biosynthetic process.
CCCAGGCUACAUUGCAACGUCUCUCUGUGAUGAUUUGGCAGUGGGCGGAGUCGGAAGUGCUGAGCUGGAUAACAGUGUCACAACAAUUAUUAACAUGACCAAGCUGGCAGAGUGGCUGCUAGGACUUUCCUUUCUUGGAGUGACCUGGAUCACCCUCACCUUUGACCUCCUGAGUUUGAACCUCCCUAGACCCUAUCAGCAGGUCAUCUGGCCUCUACCUGUCUACUUGCUAGUAGUGUUUGGCUGCUAUUCCCUGGCAACUAUUGGAUACAGAGUGGCUACUUUCAAUGACUGUGAGAAGGCAGCACAGGAGCUCCAAGAGCAGAUUAAGGACGCAAAGAAAGACCUGACCAGGAAGGGGUUUAAAUUCUAAUCAUCAUUUGGAGUUUAUAGAAAGAGUCUGAACUUUCCUUCUAAAGUCUCCUAAAUGGGAACAAAUUGUAUUUAUAUGCUCAAACUGAAGGUUUCCAGCUAUGCGCCAAGGGCAGCAAUGCAUAGUGGCACUACCGUGGUUGGUACAUGAUGAUGCUGUAGUAGAUACACUGCCACCAUUCCAUAAAUAAUUAAACUUUCUUUUUUUCUA